Molecule: messenger RNA, 396 nt
Organism: Brenthis ino (lesser marbled fritillary)
Lineage: Eukaryota; Metazoa; Arthropoda; Insecta; Lepidoptera; Nymphalidae
Source: the annotation of a GenBank genome assembly
AUGGUUUCCAAACCGAUAGUAUUGCUGUGCUGCUUUUUGGCGUCAGUGCUUGCUGUGCCUGUGGAGAAGUACUCAGAUAGGUUUGACUAUAUCAACCUUCAAGAAAUCCUGGAUAACCCGAAGCUGCUUAGAGGGUAUAGCAACUGUGCCCUUGAAAAGGGCCCGUGCACUCCUGAAGGCAAGGAACUGAAGGAACAUAUUCAAGACGCCCUCGAGACCGGCUGCGAAAAGUGUACUAAAACUCAGUUAAACGGAGCUACUACCGUGAUUGAUCAUUUGAUUAAAAACAACCGUGAAAUUUGGAAGGAAUUGACCAGCAAAUAUGACCCUGAAGGUGUCUGGAGGAAGAAAUAUGAAGACCGUGCGAGAGAAAAGGGUAUUGUUAUCCCUGAAGAC